AACGAACAUAAAGCAGGUUCCAGAAAUCCUCAAACCCUAUUGGACCUUUCGUGAUGAGAUCACCACCGAAGAUGGUAUAGCAAUGAAAGGCCAACGUAUUAUCAUCCCCCAUAGUAUGCAGAGCAUGAUACUUACGAAGCUUCACGCAGGUCAUCAAGGGUCCGAAAAAACUAAAUUAAGAGCACGAACAUCGGUUUACUGGAGAGGAAUGAACAGUGACAUUGAGAAGUCGUGCAAAUCGUGCAAUACAUGUCAAGAAAUGCAGAACAGUCAACCCAAAGAGCCACUUAUCCAGACAGAGGUACCGCCAGGUCCAUGGCAUACCAUCGGCACGGACUUAUUUUACCUAGACGGAGCGGAAUACUUAUUGGUCGCUGACUACUACUCAAAAUACCAGUUCGUGCGAGAGGUACCAAAAGGGAAGAGCAGCAGUAGGACAAUCGCGAAUUUAACGAAAGAAAUUUUCAGCGAACAAGGAGUACCCAAAAUCGUAAGAUCCGAUAAUGGGCCCCACUUUGAAGGACAAGCAUAUAAAGAGUUCGCAAAGCAAUAUAAUUUCCAACAUACCACAAGCUCACCACACUACCCCAGAAGCAAUGGGUUUAUUGAGAGCCAAGUCAAGACUACGAAAAAGACAAUGAAAAAAGCAAGAGCAACCAAUACAGACCCACUCAUGGCUUUGUUAUGCUUACGGGCAACUCCAAUCAACAGCACUCUUCCAUCCCCAGCUGAGCUCUUAUUUGGUAGACCAAUCCAAGACAACCUGCCAAAGAAAAUACCGAAAGGAAAAACAACUGAGGAGGUGACUAGCAGAUUAUUACAGCGGCAAGCUACGCAGAAAUACUACCAUGACAGAAAUACAAAACCGCUCCAACCAUUAAAACCUGGUCAAAGCAUAAACAUCCAAGACCCAAGGACACAAACCUGGAAACCCGCAGAGAUAAAAGAGAAAAUUCAAGAAGUACCCCGAUCUUACAUUAUCACGAAACCAGGAGGAGGAGAAAUCAGACGAAAUCGAACACAGAUACGAGAACGCCCACAAGAUCCAAUGGAACAAGCAUAUCAACAACCCUGUGAGAAAACACUAGACAACCCCGAAACCCCGUUCCCUAAGAGCACCCAAGAAAGCCACCAAUACACAACGCGUAGCGGCAGAAUAGUAGUACCCCCAACACGUUUAGAUAUGUAGAAAGAAAUUGAACACAAGACGACAGUCUGUAAAUGACUUGUUAUUAUAUAUAUACAAAACAUCUUAUCUUAUUGAUAUCUAAAAGAAACUAUAGUACUAUACUGAAACUCAAGGAACUAUAAACUUUCAUAUUAAUGUUAGGGAAAGGAGGAUGUAAUGAUAUACUUCCGGUUUGAGACCCCCCAUGGGGCCUCGUGUUGUUGUUGUACUUAUCUUGUAAAAAUACAAAGCUCGAAG
Molecule: messenger RNA, 1426 nt
Organism: Paramuricea clavata
Lineage: Eukaryota; Metazoa; Cnidaria; Anthozoa; Malacalcyonacea; Plexauridae
Source: the annotation of a GenBank genome assembly